This is a messenger RNA of Exophiala bonariae, 795 nucleotides long. RefSeq lists its product as uncharacterized. Gene Ontology annotation, molecular function: alcohol dehydrogenase (NAD+) activity. Bases 1 to 795 code for a protein of 264 amino acids. The record is from RefSeq and is a predicted model, not a curated record. NCBI's taxonomy places the organism in Eukaryota, Fungi, Ascomycota, Eurotiomycetes, Chaetothyriales, Herpotrichiellaceae. The transcript has a single exon. Gene Ontology annotation, cellular component: cytoplasm.
AUGACUACUACAUAUCUCAUCACAGGGGCGAACCGUGGGAUCGGAUAUGGUCUAGCACGUCUCAUCCUCGCACGUCCGAACACGACCUUGAUCGCCCUGGUCCGGGAUCCCGAGCACGAAACCUCCAUUUCUCUCCAUGAACUUCCAAAAGCUGAAAACGCAAGCAUUAUUGUACUUCCCUAUGAGGCGAUGGAUCCCGACUCUGCGGUUAAAGCGAUCAUGACAGUGCAGCGACAGUACGACAUAAACCACCUCGACGUUGUCAUCGCAAACGCAGGCGGCAUGUCCUGGCGAGGUCCAACCGUCUCAGUUCCGGCCUCGGAGAUCCACGAUUCCAUCACUUUAAACACGAUCAGCCCACUGCUCCUGUUCAGAGCAUCGCUUCCUCUACUCCAAGCACCAUCUCCGCACCGAACAGAACCGGCCAAGUUCUUCGCCAUUUCCUCCGGCACCGCGUCGUUGGCACUGAUUCCCUCGACGGGCCACGCCCGAACCGUAGCAUACGGACUCAGCAAGACGGCACUCAACCACUUGAUCCGAAAACUUAGCACCGAGUACACAGAUAUCGUGAUUGAAUUGCUGACGCCGGGCCCCGUGCAGACGGAUCUGACGCGCGCGUUCCCGGAAUUUCGGGACUUGGCGAAGAGACCGGAGUUUGCUUCGAGGCUGGUCAAUAUCGAUAUCAGUGUUGCGGGUCUGUUGCGGUGUGUCGAUAAUGCGAGAUUCAAGAGUGAGGGGGAUGAGGGCACUCAUGGUGGUUUCAGAGACUACUCAGGCGCGACUGUUCCUUGGUGA